AUGAUAAGAAUAUGGCAGAGGAAGUGUCGCGGCUGAACCUUACACUCAAUACUUUAACCAGACUAUUUAUUCCUACUGUGGCUUUCUUACCGAGAACCAGGAAAUAGACACAGAAAGUGACACCAUGGUGACAGAAGGGGAGCCCACAGACUUGGUGAAAGUGUUCCACCUUCUGACACUCUCUUUCUCCUGGGGCAUGCAGGUCUGGGUCUCCUUCAUAGCAGGUUUUGCAUUGGUCUGGCAGGUAUCCCUACACACCUUCGGGCUGGUGCAGAGUAAGCUUUUUCCUGUUUAUUUUUAUUGUCUGAUGGGGAGCAGUGGUGUCAGCCUGGCUCUGUAUGCUGUCUACCACCCCAGAGAGCUGCUGGACUGGAAUGAAAGUCUGCAGAUGGGUCUGUAUGUCUUAGUACUGGUGAUGGCCGGUCUAAAUGCCCGCUGGUUUGGCCCAGCUGCCACUGAUGUGAUGUUCCAAUUGAGGAAGGUGGAGGAAGAGCAUGGCCUGGGGAAUCAGAUUGGUCUUGGCAGCCAGAGAGAAGCGUAUACAAAGCUCAAAGAGCAGGACCCCAAGUACAGAGCUUACAAGAGCACAUUUGGUCGCUAUCAUGGGCUGUCUAAUCUCUGCAAUUUGAUCGGGUUUAUCUGCACCACAAUUAACUUGACCUACGCAGCUUUGAAUUUAUCCACUAUUUAGAAAAAAAGAGGUUUUUAUUAAAAAAAUAUCUGUCAUUUCAGUAUUCUAUACAAUGCAGUAUCAUCAUAAAAUUCAUGUUUGGUAUAGAGCAGCAGUUUUCAAAGUGUGAGGUGUGCUUUUCCUUUGGGGAGCCUGAGAACUGAAGGGAAGGCACCGCAGUAGAAAAAUUAAAAAUGAAACAACUGCGUAACAUCUGGUUGGAUAAUUUCUGAAAUGUGUACGGCAAAGUGGAUGGUGUUUCAGUAACUUCCUUUCUACAGCAUGUACACCCAUUGAGUGCUUUAGGGAUUCAAAAAACAGUGGAGAUAAUGCCUUGUAACGAUUUUGUGUGAUGUUUGACCAACUUCUAUGUGUUCAGAAACUAUUUGACUUCAGCAAAUACGCCUUGCUCUGUGUGAUUUAAGUGUGGCAGUUUUGGAGUUUGUUUUCAGUCGAGUUAAUGGAUUGUGGAGGAUUAAUUGUUGAAUUGUUUUUAGGUGGAGUAUCCUAAAAUUUAAGGGAAAAAUUGAAAGAAGGGACAAGUUGAGCAAACUUUACAAUUAAGAUUUUCAUAGGUGAGACAAGGAGUUAUUAUUCUUUAUUUAACCAGGUUCAAUCAAUCAAUCAAUCAGUCAAUCAAUCAAUCAAUCUUUAUUUGUAUAACGCCAAAUCACAACAAACGUUAUCUCAAUACGCUUUUACAAACAUAGCAGCAAUAAUAACAAAGACCCAGCAUCAAGACAGGAUACGAUCCAGUCCCCUAUUACUGAAGGGACUUGAUCUUAUUACAUCUUAAUCCAUCAUGAGCAACACCUUGCAGUAUUUAGCUAGUUACAGCGGUAAGGAAAAAAAAUCUUUUAACAGGCAGAAACCUCGAGCAGAACCAGACUGAUGUUAGACAGCCAUCUGCUUUGACCAAGUUGGAGUUGGAAAGAGGGAUAUGGAAGAAUAAGAGAUAGAGAGCGAUGAUAGGGAUGAGACGAAUAAUAAAAGUAGUAGUAGUAGUAGUAGUAGCUGUUGCCGCUGUAGUCCGGCACGUCCGUAGCAGCUGGAGUAUGGAAUGUCCACAGCAGCAAGCUGUCUACGGCAGUGACUCAGAGGAACCUAUGAGACAAGGGAGCUCAGAGACCCCAGAAAGGUCUAUGUUUAGUGACUUUAGUGGGACAGGGAUGAGGGGUGAGAUAGGAUCCAGGUGUGUCAGUUCCCCCAGCAGUCUUAGCCUAUAGCAGCAUAACUCAGAGCUGGUCAAAGCCUGAGCCAGCUCUAACUUUAAGCUUUAUCAAAAAAGGAAAGUUUUAAGCCUAAUCUUAAAAGUAGAGAGGGUGUCUGUCUCCCAGAUCCUGACUGGUAGAUGAUUCCAAAGGAGUUGGUCCCAUUGAGAUUAAAAAUCCCUUUCCAAGAGAGACGGCCUUUUCCCCAAUUUUUAAGCCCUUGGUAUAGACUUUAAUUUGACCCUCCAAAAAAUGUGACAUAAUUUAUGGUGAAUACACGUUAAGACACUUUUGUAACAACUGUGAACCUGCAGGUCUAAAAGUUUACUAAUGAAGGAAGAUGUCAUUAAGUGAAAAUCUUAAUUUUGUCAGUUACACCUUAUAUAUCUUGUGUAUUGUAAUUUAUGCUCAAGUGAAGUUAAGUCAGCAAUCCUCACCUGUGUGCCCAGCAGGGGGCAAUGUUUGGGUGUAAGCAUAUUAAGAAAAAGCUUAUAGCUCCAUGGCAGAGUGCAGCAUAGCAUGCUGCAGUUUGUUUGUAAGGCAUUGAUUGAUCUGUUUAUUGAAAUGUGUAGUGAAAUUGUCAAUACUGUUUAACAAACACUGUGAUCGGAUGAUUAAACUCUUGUGGUACCACA
Molecule: messenger RNA, 2516 nt
Organism: Notolabrus celidotus (New Zealand spotty)
Lineage: Eukaryota; Metazoa; Chordata; Actinopteri; Labriformes; Labridae
Gene: tmem205
Product: transmembrane protein 205
Exons: 4
Coding region: 125-691 (188 amino acids)
Source: RefSeq, a predicted model, not a curated record